This is a messenger RNA of Cavia porcellus (domestic guinea pig), 8081 nucleotides long. RefSeq names its product DENN domain containing 5B (gene Dennd5b). Lineage: Eukaryota; Metazoa; Chordata; Mammalia; Rodentia; Caviidae. Bases 136 to 4020 code for a protein of 1294 amino acids. Gene Ontology annotation, molecular function: guanyl-nucleotide exchange factor activity; small GTPase binding. The record is from RefSeq and is a predicted model, not a curated record. The transcript is spliced from 22 exons.
CGGGCGCGCAGCGCGACCGGGACCCGCGGCGGCUCCGGCCAUGGGCGCGCCGGGGCGGUGCUAGGCCGGCGCGGGCGGCGGGAGCGGUGCGGCGCCUUAGCGCCUCAGCCUCGCGAGCUCUUCCCCGGCGGCGGCAUGAGCGCGAGCGGCGCGGCGCCCAGUCCGGGCUCCUCCCCGGCAGCCUGCCGCUUCGCGCAUUACUUCGUGCUGUGCGGCGUCGACGCGGACAGCGGGCUGGAGCCCGACGAGCUGGCGGUUUUGUACCAAUGGCUAGAAGCAGAUCGUCAUGGCAAGAGCCAAGAUGCUGCCAAUUCGACUUCAGGUGAAAAUUUUGACCAGAGCCCUUUGAGAAGAACGUUCAGAUCCAAAGUUCUGGCCCAUUACCCUCAGAACAUAGAGUGGAACCCUUUUGAUCGAGAUGCAGUGAACAUGCUAUGCAUGCCUAAAGGGCUGUCAUUCAGGACACAGAACGACAAUAGAGACCCUCAUUUCCACUCGUUCAUAAUUACUCGGGAGGAUGGCUCUCGCACCUAUGGCUUCGUCCUCACUUUCUUUGAAGAGGUUACCAGCAAGCAGAUCUGCACAGCCAUGCAGACACUGUACCAGAUGCACCACGCAGAGCGUUGUGGCAGCGUGUGUGCAUCCUCCUCCUGCAGCAUGGACUCGCUCUCCAGCAGCGCUGAUGAGGCUGACGCCACCUCUCUCCUGAAGCUUCAACGCUACAAUUCCUAUGACAUCAACAGAGACACCUUGUAUGUUUCAAAAAGUAUCUGCCUCAUCACUCCGCUCCCAUUCAUGCAGGCCUGCAAGAAGUUCCUCAUGCAGCUUCACAAAGCAGUCACCUCGCAACAGCCGCCCCCCUUACCACUGGAAAGCUAUAUCCACAAUAUUCUUUAUGAGGUACCCCUUCCACCUCCAGGACGUUCACUGAAGUUUUAUGGUGUUUAUGAACCUGUUGUCUGCCAGAGGCCUGGGCCCAAUGAACUCCCCCUCUCUGACUACCCACUCCGAGAGGCCUUCGAGCUCUUGGGACUGGAGAACCUAGUGCAGGUGUUCACUUGUGUUCUGUUGGAAAUGCAGAUCCUUCUCUACUCACAAGAUUAUCAGCGCCUGAUGACAGUGGCAGAAGGCAUCACCACACUCUUGUUCCCGUUUCAGUGGCAGCAUGUAUAUGUUCCCAUCCUCCCUGCUUCCCUGCUGCAUUUCCUUGAUGCUCCUGUCCCAUAUCUGAUGGGCCUUCAGUCAAAAGAAGGAACCGACCGCUCUAAACUAGAGCUUCCUCAAGAGGCUAAUUUGUGUUUUGUGGAUAUUGACAACCAUUUUAUUGAAUUGCCUGAAGAAUUUCCACAGUUCCCCAAUAGAGUGGAUUUCAUCCAGGAACUCUCUGAGGUCCUCCUUCAGUUUGGGAUUCCACCUGAGGGCAGCCUACAUUGCAGUGAGAGUGCCACCAAGCUGAAGAACCUGGUGCUGAAGGAUUUGGUCAAUGACAAAAAGAACGGCAAUGUCUCUACCGGCAACAUCAGUAUGUAUGAGCUACUGAAAGGCAACGAAACCAUUGCUCGCCUGCAGGCCCUGGCCAAGCGCACUGGAGUGACUGUGGAAAAGAUGGACCUCUCCACUUCCCUGGCUGAGAGGGACAAGGACCUGAAACUGCAGUGUGAGGAGGCUGAACUCAGGGACUACCAGCUAAAUGUGCAGCUGCGGGAAGUCUUCGCUAGCCGCUUUACACAGAUGUUUGCAGAUUAUGAAGCAUUUGUGAUUCAGACCGCACAGGACAUGGAGUCCUGGCUGACCAACCGGGAGCAGAUGCAGAACUUCGACAAAGCUUCUUUCCUGUCUGAUCAGCCUGAGCCUUACCUGCCAUUUCUUUCACGCUUCAUUGAAACACAGAUGUUUGCCACCUUUAUUGAUAAUAAAAUUAUGUCUCAGUGGGAAGAGAAAGACCCUUUGCUUCGGGUCUUUGAUUCUCGGAUUGAGAAGAUAAGAUUGUACAAUGUAAGGGCACCCACCUUGAGGACAUCUAUAUAUCAGAAAUGCAGCACUUUAAAAGAAGCAGCCCAAUCCAUUGAGCAGAGACUGAUGAAAAUGGAUCACACUGCAAUCCAUCCACAUCUGCUAGACAUGAAAAUUGGUCAAGGCAAAUAUGAGCAAGGAUUCUUUCCAAAGUUACAGUCCGAAGUCUUGGCAACAGGACCCACCAAUAACAACCGCUGGGUGAGCCGGAGUGCCACGGCGCAGCGCAGGAAGGAGCGCCUGCGACAGCACUCGGAGCACGUUGGCCUGGAUGGAGACCUGCGGGAGAAAUAUAUGCAAGAGGCACGAAGUUUAGGAAAAAACCUGCGGCAACCCAAGCUGUCAGAUCUCUCUCCUGCAGUGAUUGCCCAGACCAACUCAAAAUUCGUGGAAGGUUUGUUGAAGGAGUGCAGGAUGAAGACCAAACGCAUGCUGGUGGAGAAGAUGGGCCAUGAGGCCGUGGAGCUGGGCCACGGGGAGGCAAACAUCACUGGUCUGGAGGAGAACACCCUGAUCGCCAGCCUCUGUGACCUGCUGGAGAGGAUAUGGAGCCAUGGUUUGCAGGUCAAGCAGGGGAAGUCGGCUUUGUGGUCACAUUUAAUCCAGUUUCAGGACAGAGAGGAGAAACAGGAGCACCUUGCAGAAUCGCCAGUUGCCCUCGGACCAGAAAGAAGAAAAUCCGACUCAGGAAUUAUGUUACCAACACUCAGGGUCUCUCUUAUCCAAGACAUGAGGCACAUUCAGAACAUGAGCGAGAUCAAGACGGAUGUCGGGCGAGCUCGAGCAUGGAUCAGGCUGUCUCUGGAAAAGAAGCUUCUGUCUCAGCACCUCAAGCAGCUGCUCUCCAACCAGCCACUCACCAAGAAGCUAUACAAGCGCUAUGCCUUCCUGCGCUGUGAAGAGGAGCGGGAGCAGUUUCUCUACCACCUUCUGUCCCUCAAUGCAGUGGACUACUUCUGCUUCACCAGCGUGUUCACCACCAUCAUGAUCCCCUACAGAUCUGUGAUCAUCCCGAUUAAAAAGCUGAGCAAUGCAAUCAUCACCUCAAACCCUUGGAUCUGUGUGUCAGGAGAGCUGGGAGACACGGGGGUGAUGCAGAUCCCCAAGAACCUCCUUGAGAUGGCUUUCGAGUGUCAGAACCUGGGGAAGCUCACCACUGUGCAGAUCGGGCAUGACAAUUCCGGGCUGCUGACCAAGUGGCUGGUGGACUGCGUCAUGGUCAGAAAUGAAAUCACGGGACACACGUACAGGUUCCCGUGCGGACGCUGGCUGGGGAAGGGCGUGGACGAUGGGAGCCUGGAGAGGAUUCUCAUAGGGGAGCUGACGGCACCAGCAGCAGAGGAGGACCUGGGGAAGCAAUGUCGAACCCCGCCCCAGCAGAAGUCGCCUACCUCAGCCCGGAGGCUGAGCAUCACCUCCCUGACUGGGAAGGCUGCCAGGCCUAAUGCAGGGCAGAUCCAGGAAGGGAUUGGAGAAGCAGUGAACAACAUCGUGAAACAUUUUCACAAGCCUGAGAAAGAGAGGGGGAGCCUCACCGUGUUGCUCUGCGGAGAAAAUGGCCUGGUCUCAGCCCUUGAGCAGGUUUUCCACCACGGCUUCAAGUCAGCCCGCAUCUUUCACAAGAACGUCUUCAUAUGGGACUUCGUGGAGAAAGCGGUUGCUUAUUUUGAAACCACUGACCAGAUUCUAGACAGUGAAGAUGAAGUUCUUAUUCAGAAAUCGUCCUGCAAAACCUUCUGCCACUAUGUAAAUGCUAUUAAUACUGCACCCAGGAACAUUGGGAAGGAUGGCAAAUUCCAGAUUUUAGUUUGCCUUGGAACACGGGACCGCCUGCUCCCACAGUGGAUCCCGCUGCUGGCUGAGUGUCCUGCCAUCACCCGCAUGUAUGAGGAGAGUGCGCUGCUGCGCGACCACAUGGCUGUCAACUCACUCAUUCGGAUCCUGCAGACCAUCCAGGACUUCAGCAUUGUGCUGGAGGGCUCACUCAUCAAAGGCGUGGACGUGUGAAGGAGGAGAGGAAGGCUGGGUGGCAGGGCUUCCCCUGCAGCUGGCUCAGCUGCAGACCAUAGUUGCUUUAAACCUGGAAUUUAGUAUAAAAUAGAGUAUUUUCAUGUGGUAGAUGUGUGUAAAUACGCUAUCUUCUGUAAGAAGUCCUAUGACCCUAAUGAGAUAUUUUCCUUAGAUGGCAUCUCCCUGUGAGUUUAACUGUAUAGUUUGGAGCCAGUUAGGAAGAAGCCAGGGGCGCAGCAGGGGUGUCACAGAGUGGCCCAGCCCCAUAACUUCCAGGUCAUUGCUCCAUGCCUUUCCACUCCUCCCUUCAUGUCACUCUUCCAGCUUUUGCAGCAUUUUCUCAGCCACUCGAGGUAAAGACAGGAAGUACUUUAGCCUCAGGCCUGGAGCUGGGCGUGCUGGAGAGUGCAGGACGGAGUCCCGGGAGGCUGGGUGUACUGUCAGCACUGGAGGAAAGCAGCCCGGCUGCCUCUUGCAGGGCAUCUCCAGUGCAGGUGGCUCACCCACCCUUGCAAGGGAAGGACAAUGGAGGGAGGCGGAGGAGGCCACCCUCUUGGUGACCUGCACUGUUUUUGUGAAAAUUUUGUUGGCUGUGAUAAUGCAAAUCACAAAAGGAGAAGGGAAGAAUGAAUCCUUUCUGGGUGUCUCAGGGUAAGCUUUGUGUCCCUCUGUGGGAAGGGGCAAUAAUGUGAAACAACUGGCCAGGGAAGUUCAAGGCCACUGUGGAACAGCCUGCCUGCAUGGAAGCAAACCAGGAGGCAGCCACCACAUAAGAUCAGCAGUUGUGCAUGACUCUGCAGUCUGGUGGUUUGAUUAGGUCUUGAUUUUGUUUUUUGAGAGAGCGUCCCAAGUUGCCCAAACUGGGCUCGAACUUGCCAUCUUUCUGCUUCAGUCUCUCAGAGUAUUGACCUGCCGACCUGCUUUUCAUGCCUGGGCAGUUUGAUAGUUUAUAAAGAAGCUGAGUGUUAUUAGUUACCUUAACUUUGUCUUCGGGCACGUCUUUGAACUUAUGGGCACUGGCAGAGCAUAAAUGAAAUCACCUCAGCAAAGUGCAUUGUUUACUCUGCUGUGGCUGAGAAGCCAGUGGGGCCCUGGGGGAUUGGAGGUCCUGAGUUUCCACCAGCAGUGUGGUGUAAUGAAGCAGUGGCCCCUCCUCAUCUGCUUGGCCCCGUGGCGCUGAGUCUGGGCAGGCACCUGGAGGAAACAGUGACUGUGUGGUAGUCCAGCCACGCCAGGAAUAGAAGAAUAUGGUGGCGAGCGAAGCCCACUGCCCUGGCUUUGGCUACAGUUACUGAUCGAGGCUGGAGGGGCAAGAGUUCAAGGCAGACUGAGCAGCCCAGGGAGACCUGGUCCCAGAAUUCAGAAAGAAACUGUAGGUACCAAUGCGGGGUCACUCCCGCAGGCUUUCCUGCAGGCCGUGCUUCUGGUCUUCUGCCUUGUCUUCCCAUGGGACAGCCAAAAGGAAACCAUGGGCCACUCCGCCUCCCGCCAACCUGCAGUGCACCACACUCCCUGCAGGGCCUUCUGCAGUCCUUUUAUUCAUCUUCCUGUACAGGUGGGAAAUAACGUCCCCCCACUGUGCACUUGUAAGGACUGAUAAUGCAUUAGAAGUCAUGUCUGCUGUGAAAACUGGGAGCAGAGUUGCAUGUGGGGCCCGUGGGUGACAGCUCAUUCUUUUGAAUACUUCCAGUGGUGGUAAAUCUUAGCCUUUCAAAACAGAUUUAAUACUGGCAAGAGCAUAAAGUGCUUAGGAUCCAAGUCAGAUGCAUAGGAAGAAUGCUGCAACUGGAGUUGGAGUCAUCGAGUGCAGUCAUAAUUUAAUUCUCCUUUGGCUUUAACUAUCUCUAAGCCAAUUCCAGAAUAUUUUGAGCAAGCAAGUAGCAGAACCCUUGAAAAAAGUCUUAUAUCUGCACAAGCUGACUUUUUGAUGGACCAUGCCCACUUAAAGGUAUCCUCUCUGUGGUGUUAAUUUUCCCACUCAUUGUUGCUUUAGAAUCACACUUCAAAGAAGAUAGCCAAAACUCUGCCUGCACUCCCACCUCAUAACCUAACAGUUAAUGCCUAGGAUCAUAAUUAGGGCUGGGGAUUUAGCUUAGUGGCAUAAGUACUUGCCUGGCAAAUGUGAGGUUGUAAGUUUGAUUCCCAGUACCAAAAACAAUAAUAAUAAUAAUAAUUAGGGUUUUUACAUAAACAGCCUCAGAAUGGAGUUGCUGGGCUGGGGUGGAGCUCAGUGACAAGCACCUGUUAACACACCCUGGGUUUCUUCUCCACCACUGCAAAAGUAAAUCCAGUGGUGCUUCGGUCUGUGAACUUGCUUUGUCCUGCAGUUUGGGGGAAGACAGCUGCCUUUGUUUUUAUGUGGGGGAAGAUGGCUGUGGUUGUGUUUGCCACCCAGUGUGGAGUUUGUAAAUGGAAGCAAAGUUUUGCCAAAUGCUUUUGUUUGCAAACCAAAUUGUUUGCAAACAGCAGUGUUCGUGGACCAAGGUAUUUUACUGUACUAAAUCCAUGGCCAAAAACUUAACUCCUCAAGAGUUUAUUCUCUGUGUUUUUCAUAUUCUAAAGCCUGCACUACCAUCCUUUCUGAGUGAUUGAUAGCGUUCCUGUGUCUGGCCUUGGAAGGAGUGGGCAGCAUCAGCACCUUAAGGACGACUAGGGGCAGGGGCAGGUGGAGGGUGGCACUGGAGGAACUGGCUCCAAGGGGCUCCCAGGGUCAAAAGUCAGCCUCCCAGCCAGCAUCUCACUGGUAAUAAGAGUUUGAUACAGGAAAUAAAAAUGUGCAAAGGCUUGGAUUUCCCUCUACAUGUCAUUUUAAAUAUUUCACACAUUUUUAUACCUUUUGUAGCCCUGUGGUGUUUAUUUUAACACAGCUUUUACAAAAUUGUUUUAAUGAAUCUGUCACUAUGUGAAUGAUGUAAGGGAAAUACUGAAUUGUUCAUAUUUCCUUUUUUGGCAAUAAAGCACUGUUGUAUGUAACUAAGUGAAAAAGAGGCUAAGACUAUGCAUAUCAGCUUAUGUGUAGUAUAUUUUGACACCCCAAGAUAUUUUGAAACAUAAGGCAAGGACCCCAGAUCAGGGAUGUAUUUAUUUGACAGCAUUGAGAAUAUAGCUCUUCAUAAUGAAAUAUCUUCUUCUGCUAAGAAUUAAGACUUUUCAAUAGAGUUUUUCAUUUAGAAAACUGAGUAUUUCCUGUGAGGUUUACAGAAACUAGUCUACCCUUUUCAGUGUUGAAAGGACAAUCAGAUCUGUGGUACUGAUGUCUCAGUAUUAAUACACUUCACCGAUAGAGAAGGGCCUUGAGCUCUUUGUCUGUGAAGUGAGCCCUGUUUCUACGUGGUCUACCCGUCUCUUCCAUGAGUAUGCACGUGACCAUUCAGUGUAUGUAGGAGACAGAAAGGAUAGAGAAUGACUGGGUCCCUUAUAAAUCUGUUGAAUCAAACAAUUCCAGGCUCUUUGAAGAGGUGCUGUCGCGUUGCGAUGGAAGGAAUCCAAGGAGGGCUGGGCUGUAGCUCAGGUGUGGAGCACACACUUGGCAUGCAAAAACCGUAACUUCAAGAUCUAAUGCCAGCAUGAAAACAAGUCAUCAAGUCAAGCUUUUCCAGUCUGGAGCAAUCCAGUAUCUCCUCAGGUUGUGUGGGAGGGAAUCAUGCUCAGUCCAGUUAACCGAAUGUACUUGUGUGUUGGAGCCUGUCUUUAUCCUGCACAUCACAUCGCUUUGACAGUAGAGGAGUACAAUAAGGAGUCUGUUACCAGCCAGUAGAGGGUGUGAAGCAGAGAAAGUCCUGUGUUAACACUUGAACCAUGUAUAAAUGUAUCUUGUGUCUUUUUUUAAUUAGCAUUUCUGCAUUUAAAUUAUAUUUUUCCUUUGUAUUGUUAACAGAGUUGUAUCAGAACUGGAUUCUUUUUUCCUCAUGUGAACGUAAUACAAAAUUUCAAGAGUAUUGUGAUAUUAAGCACUUUAACAUAUCAGACAAACCGAUGUAGGUUUUUCAGGUUUUGGAGUACAUUUAAAUAUGACUUUUCAUGCUUUGUUCUUUACAAAUAAAAUUGUGGGAUUGAUA